Molecule: messenger RNA, 213 nt
Organism: Gongylonema pulchrum
Lineage: Eukaryota; Metazoa; Nematoda; Chromadorea; Rhabditida; Gongylonematidae
Source: the annotation of a GenBank genome assembly
AUGUGCUACAUUCUUGUUGCAGAAUUUGUGAAGGAUUGUUCAGUAACGAUGAUCCAUGUUUUCAAUAGCCCAAUCGACCCAACAUCACUGUCAGAAUUUGAAAAAGCGAAAGGCGAAGAAACUAUCUUCAAAGGAGGCACAACUGUAAAUUUGAAUGCUUUUAUGAUAAUAACUAGAAGCAGGGAUGAUGGUAUUCAGGCAACUGCUGUUUAG